AUCAGACACCGCUUGUGUGCGCCGGCAAGUGCGCCAGUGUUGUAAUGGAGGAGACCCGAACUUAACCAAUCUGAGCUAUGACAGCUCGGCACGUGACGCAGAGUGAGUUGCUACUGUGGCUGGACGAGUACACAUCGACAUUUAGCAACAAAAACAAUCGCACUUUUCAGACUGGCAGAAAUUCACUGAAGAUGGAGUUGUUGGCGGAUGUCUCUCUACUUCCAGGAGAAGAUCGAAUUACAGAUCAGGAGAUCAUUUACAUGUGUCCAUUCAAUGGAGCUGUUAAAGGGAAAGUGUUGAUCACCAACUACAGACUCUACUUCAAGAGCUCAGAUACUGAAGUGCCGCUGGCCCUGGACGUUCCUCUGGGCGUCAUAAGUCGAGUGGAGAAGAUGGGUGGAGCGUCGAGCCGUGGAGAAAACUCGUAUGGAUUGGAUAUCACAUGCAAGGACAUGAGGAAUCUGAGGUUCGCUCUGAAGCAGGAAGGCCACAGCAGGAGAGGGAUCUUUGAGAUGAUCUUCAGAUACGCCUUCCCUCUUUCACAUAGUUUGCCUCUUUUUGCUUAUGUGAAUCAGGAAAAGUACACUGAGAACGGCUGGUUGGUCUAUAAAGCUAUGGAGGAGUUUAGGCGUCAGGGCUUACCAAACAACAAAUGGCGUAUUACAUUCAUCAAUAAGAGUUAUGAUCUGUGUGACACCUACCCGACUGUCCUCGCAGUCCCUUUUAAAUCUAAAGAAGAUGACCUGAGAAAAGUGGCCGCCUUCCGGUCAAGAGGACGCAUACCGGUUCUGUCUUGGAUCCACCGAGAAAAUCAGGCAGUGAUUGUUCGCUGCAGUCAGCCCCUCGUUGGAAUGUCUGGUAAAAGAAAUAAAGACGACGAGCGAUACCUGGACCUCAUCAGAGAGGCAAACGACACCACCAAAAAACUCACCAUUUACGACGCCCGGCCCAAUGUCAAUGCGGUCGCAAACAAGGCCACUGGAGGGGGCUAUGAAGGGGACGAGUACCUAAACGCUGAGCUAGUCUUCCUGGACAUCCAGAAUAUUCACGUCAUGAGGGAGUCCCUCAAAAAACUCAAAGAUAUCGUCUACCCAAACGUGGAGGAAUCCCACUGGCUGUCCAGUCUAGAGUCUACACACUGGUUAGAACAUAUUAAGCUGGUGUUGUCGGGAGCCAUCCAAGUGGCAGACAAGGUUUCCAGUGGGAAUUCAGUUCUGGUUCAUUGUAGUGACGGCUGGGACCGGACAGCGCAGCUUACCUCACUGGCUAUGCUGAUGCUGGACAGCCACUAUCGCACGCUAAGGGGCUUCCAGGUCCUGAUUGAAAAGGAAUGGAUCAGCUUUGGCCACAAAUUUGCAUCACGGAUCGGCCACGGUGACAAAAACCACGCAGACCAGGACAGAUCGCCAAUAUUUGUUCAGUUCAUUGAUUGUGUAUGGCAGAUGACCAAACAGUUUCCCACAGCCUUUGAGUUCAAUGAGCAUCUCCUGCUCACAAUCUUGGAUCAUCUGUACAGCUGUCGCUUUGGGACUUUCCUCUACAACUGUGAAAGUAUACGAGACCAGCAGGAGCUGCGAUCGAAGACGGUGUCCCUCUGGUCUCUGGUCAACAGCAAGAUGGAUAUUUAUUUGAACCCAUUCUACACCCCAGAGUCUGGACAGGUUCUCUACCCCGUGGCAAGCAUGCGCCACCUAGAGCUGUGGGUAACCUACUACAUCCGUUGGAACCCACGUAUACGACACCAGCAGCAGAGUCCAGUGGAGCAGCGCUACAAGGAGCUUUUGGCCCUCAGAGAAGAAUACUUGAAGAAACUGGAGCAGCUUCAGUUAUCCGAUUCUUCCUCUCCCUACCAGCUGGCUAACAGCACCACGCCAAACACCACCUCGUCUACAGCCUCCACACCUUCACAGCAGUACACACACCUACAGACUCCGUUUUAAAGCUCAUCCUUCACAGACGAGAGGCAGAACCUCUUUUGGAUUGCACUGUUCAUGUCCUCUUUUAUCAGUGGUCUUCUUUCUUUUUGGUCACAUGCACACACUGCACAGGGAGGGGCUUGGUGUGGUUUUGAAAAUUAUCUUUCAUUUGUACCUAAUAGAAAAGUUGACAAGUUGAAUUAUGCAAUAGCUCUCUAGCGUUUUACCUGAACAUUUUAAACACGCAUAGUACACAGCAAAGCUUUGAAGAAUUUCAAUGCUUGAAGCUUAAGGGCUCAAGAGGACAGGAUGCACACACAGCCACUGCAGGUCAUGUUUGCUAUAGUUUAUUUAAUAUAAACCACCGUUUAACAUUAUUGAGUUCAUCAGAAGUUUGAAUAAUAUAUUAACUGAGAGACUAAGGUGUUUUUUUUUUUUUAAUUUUAUUUUUUUUUGAAGAGGACAAGAGAAUAGACAAUUUAGGAAAACGACUAUUUGGCACCUCGAGUGUUCUCAGGCCAGUUACCAACAAAGAGAACUCAAACUCAGCCUGUCCAGAAAAAUCACUUUCACUUCUACACCCACUUCUCCACCUCAGGCGAACGCAAAAUCAGAAAUUACACUGACGUUAAGAGGCCCAAUCACCUGGCAGCUGUUUGCUUCUACUGAAAGGGAACUAUUGAUGUGCUUUAUCUUUAGGGAUGUUUGAGCUUCCAUUCGGUGAGUCAAACAUAUCGCUGUGAGGUUUCCAUGAACGGCUGCAGACACCUCGGCUGCAGACGGCUGCACAGGUGAUGAGUUUUGUUUUAGUCUGAAAAGGACUCUGCCUGGCUCACUGUAGGGCUUGAGGUCGUGAUUGCAGUCAAAUAUGCUUCGGAAAUUUUUUCUUUUUUUUUUUUUUCUUUUAUUGAAAUUGCAAAAGUUGUAUGUAGAUUUCUGUAAAAUUAACUGAAUAUCUUUUCAAUAAGGGUGUAAUAUUACCAAAUGUGGAUAAAUUGUGCUGUAAAGACUUCAGGCGCUGCAUCUAUCCCUGCUCUGAUCCUGCAGUGGAACGCAUUAAAGCAGCUUAGUUUGCAAAUUUUUCAGAUGAAGACGAAAACUUGGCAACAGAUUUAUUAUGAAUUUAAAUUCAGCUAUUCCUGUGAGGUCGAUACACUCAGGAACUUUUUGCGAUUCUUAUACGAUGUUGAUCAGAGAUGAGUAGUCAUGGAGGAACUGUGUGCCUCUCUCCGCUCUGUAAUAAUGACAGUUCAGUGGAAUGUACUGAUAUGUUGGAUUAAAGGUAAAAACAGGUGUGGGAAAAGAUGUAUUUGCAGUUAAUACCUACAACCAGUAAGCCACAAAAGUAAUUAUAAAUGAGUACAAACCUGGAAGAUGAGUUUCUAAAAAACAAAUCAUUUUGACCAACAGCAGUUCUAGUAUAGUUGAAUAAAAAUAAUAAAACUUUAGAAUUGAAAUGGAAAAAAACAAAGCGAAACCAUACUUGGAAUAAUAAACACUACCCUACAACUUGUAAGCUAAGUUUUAGAUGUUCUGCCAUGAGUCCAGCUGCUGGUGCAGUCAAUGUGUGUCCUUUGAAGAGUUGCUCCACUCAUGUAUCGGAUCAAAUUUAAAGCAGAAACUGGCAAAGAGUGUUUAAAAUGACAAUAUUCAAAAAAACUGUUGUGAAUGUAUUUUAGUAUUGCAUACAGACAACAUGGAGGGAUUGAGUUUGAGGCUCUAGAUGUCAAAUUUAAAAGCUGGAUGGUGAAAUGCAAAUCUUAUGUGGCAGUAUAAAAACAGGUUAAGUGUUUUUAGUUAACUGUUUAGGUUGACUUCCUGGAUAGCAAUAGAACUGAGGCUGGCAGAGGGACUGGAGUGUGCAUUAACUUUGGAAGAGGGGAAAAAAAGAUGUUGAAACAAUAUUGCAUUCAUAUUUCUGUCUUGCAUAGAAAAAAA
This is a messenger RNA of Poecilia latipinna (sailfin molly), 3854 nucleotides long. It is a transcript of the gene mtm1, whose product is annotated as myotubularin 1. Gene Ontology annotation, cellular component: cytoplasm; membrane. NCBI's taxonomy places the organism in Eukaryota, Metazoa, Chordata, Actinopteri, Cyprinodontiformes, Poeciliidae. The record is from RefSeq and is a predicted model, not a curated record. Gene Ontology annotation, biological process: mitochondrion distribution; negative regulation of autophagosome assembly; muscle cell cellular homeostasis. Gene Ontology annotation, molecular function: phosphatidylinositol-3,5-bisphosphate 3-phosphatase activity; phosphatidylinositol-3-phosphate phosphatase activity. The transcript has 15 exons. The coding region runs from base 78 to 1940 and encodes 620 amino acids.